AUAUUUGCGGACGCGGGUGAGACGGGGUAUUGAUGUGUGGCAUAUUUUCGUGCCAUGGUGCAUGGAGAGGUGAAGUGCACGCUAGUGAUGAGCCGGGCGAAAGUUGCUCCCUUGAAACAAGUGUCAAUUCCGCGCCUGGAGCUUCUGGCGGCGGUACUGAGUGCACGGAUGUCACAUACGGUGCGCGAAAACCACAGCAUAUCCAUUAGCAAAGUGGUAUUUUGGAUAGAUGCAGAGGUGGUACUAUCGUGGAUUAGAUCCGACCAGCGCCGCUAUAAACAGUUCGUUGGUUUCCGCAUCGGAGAGAUCCUGAGCUUGACAAGACUAGCAGACUGGCGGUGGGUUCCGACAAGGCUGAACGUUGCAGACCUGCUGACGAAGUGGGGAAAGGAUCCAGAUCUACAUCCGAGUGGUCCGUGGGUACGAGGCCCACAGUUUCUGUACGACCGGGAGGAAAAUUGGCCGAGGAAGAGUUUGCCGCCGGCUAAUACGACUGAGGAACUUCGGGUUCAUCUGUUGCUACACGACGUAAAGAUACCAGCGGUUCUUGUAGACGCGAACCGCUUCUCGAAGUGGACGAUCCUGGUCCGAACGAUAGCGUGCGUGUUUCGAUUUGUGACGAACUGUAGACGGAAAAAAGGGAAACUGCCGAUAGAAACGUUGCGAGCAACGAAAGAUCAGCUGAAGUCGCAUAUAUCAAAUGCGGGUGCGUCGGUUCGACUACCACUACAGCAGAAGGAGUACGAGCAAGCAGAGCGAUGCUUGCUGAAGGUAGCGCAGUCGGAGAGUUUUAUCGAUGAGCUGAAGGUGCUGUCGAGGAACAAAGAUCGUCCGGCGAGCCAGUGGAUGGCACUUGAGAAGUCUAGUCCGCUAUACAAGCUGACCCCGCUGGUAGAUGAGUAUGGCUUGAUCAGAAUGGAGGGCCGCGUGGAGCGGGCAGAGUUUCUACCGUUCGACUUGCGGUUCCCAGUUAUUCUUCCGAACGACCACAGAAUUACGAAGCUGAUAGUCCAACAUUACCAUGAGAGGAGUGGCCAUGGAUACCGCCAGGCGGUUAAAAACGAGUUGCGGCAGCUGUACUACAUUCCGCAUGUAGAUGCAGUGGUGAGAAAAGUGUCGGCGGCCUGCGUCUGGUGUAAAGUACAUCGCUGUCGUCCCCAUGCUCCACGGAUGGCUCCACUACCAGUGCAGCGCAUUACGCCGAAUCUUCGGCCAUUUAGCUACGUGGGUGUCGAUUAUCUGGGGCCGUUUGACGUGACUGUAGGGCGUCGAACAGAGAAACGUUGGAUAGCGCUGUUCACAUGCAUGGUGAUACGAGCGGUACAUUUGGAGGUAGCCCACGGAUUGACAACACAGUCCUGUUUGAUGGCGAUACACCGGUUUAUCGGUCGCCGGGGCUGGCCGAUUGAAUUCUUCUCCGACAACGGGACGAAUCUGCGAGGAGCAAGCAAGGAAGUAGUAGAGGUUGUACAGGGCAUCAGAGAUGACUGUGCAGACCAGCUGACGAAUGCAAGGACGAGGUGGACGUUCAAUCCUCCCGCUGCGCCUCAUAUGGGGGGCGUCUGGGAGCGGUUGGUGCGUUCCGUGAAGGAGGCGUUAACAGCGUUGAACGAUGGAAGGCGACUGACGGACGAGAUUUUGCAGACGGUAAUCGUUGAGGCUGAGGACAUCGUCAAUUCUCGUCCCCUCACCUACGUGUCGCAACAGAACAACGAGGCAGAAGCACUAACCCCAAACCACUUCUUGAGGGGUGGGUCACCGAAUCAGCCAAGCGGUACACCGCCGCCACCCAAUCCGGCAGUGGCUCUCCGGGACGCCUUCCAGCGGUCCCAGCAAAUAGCCAGCGUGAUGUGGGAUAGAUGGAUCAAGGAGUACGUGCCUUUGCUGAACCGGAGGUCCAAGUGGUUCGGCGAAUCAAGACCGUUGCAAGCAGGAGAUUUGGUGUAUAUCGUAGAUGGUACCAACCGUAAGUGUUGGGUUCGUGGAGUGGUAGAAGAACCCAUAGUGUCCGGAGACGGAAGGGUCCGUCAAGCGUGGGUGCUUACUAGCACCGGAAGGUAUAAGCGAGCGUCAGCGAGGCUGGCCGUGAUAGAAGUUGAGGAAGGUAACCCUGAGCCGGAAGUGGCCUCCGGGGCAGAGUUACAGGCCGGGGAAUGUUCUGGCAACCCUGCCCAGACGCAGCCGCAUCACAACCAAUAUUUGGCCGAUUAGGCAAAUGUCAGUUCCCAGCGGAUAUGAUGGUGAGAGUGAGUGAUAAAAUUAAAGCGAGGGAUAAACAUAUACAGAAAGGGGAAAAAGGGAAAAUAUAAACAAAUGGCCGAAGUUGAGUAAACAGAAUUAGUAGCGAAUCGAAGAAAAUUGUAUUGCAAGAAGAGAGUUGAACGGUGAAUAAAUCUAGAUUGUAUUUGAGGUAGAGUGAAUUACGUGGAGUUUGGUCAGCAGAUAACAAUUAAGUACACUCUGACGCAGGACAGUACAGUGGUGCUCAAACUAUCGAAGACAGCCCACGGACUUUUAGACGACAAUUAGACGAACGACACAGAAAGCGAGUAGAACAGGCAGACAAGUCUACGUGGACGAUUGAGACGGAAGUUAAAGGAGAAGAACAAACUAAAAUUGUGAGUAGAAAUGUUACAAAAAAGAUUAUAUUUGUAAACAAAUGUAAAACAACCCACAAACUUAAAUUUUAAUUAAACUUCCACAGUUUGAUCAUCCUUUCAAAGGUUGAUUCUCAAAAACGGUUUCGUUUAAAAUCCGACCGUCCGAACAGCC
Messenger RNA from Armigeres subalbatus, 2772 nucleotides. RefSeq lists its product as uncharacterized. Gene Ontology annotation, molecular function: nucleic acid binding; protein binding. Lineage: Eukaryota; Metazoa; Arthropoda; Insecta; Diptera; Culicidae. Gene Ontology annotation, biological process: DNA integration. The transcript is spliced from 3 exons. Bases 55 to 2211 code for a protein of 718 amino acids. The record is from RefSeq and is a predicted model, not a curated record.